CGCUCCGGAAGGCAGGUACGGAGGCCUGUUCGGCGCCGUGCGCUCGCUGGUACAGAGUUUGUCCCCAUUAUCCCGAGCCCGGUAUCGCUGGGCCUUUCGUCCCCGUCGUCGUUCUCUCGGCAUCCCGCGGUGAUGAGAGCUCUCGGCUGACGGCGUGAAGCUUGACGCUCGCUUCGCGAAAAGCACGGUACGCAAAGAGGGAGUUCGGGACUGUGCACGGAGGUUUCCAUGCCUCGGAGGAAAGGGUGCUCAUGGGUGUGCCGGGCCGGAAGAUGACUUUAUCCAUAUCGCUGUCGACGAUGUUCAACGCAUUCUGCCAUCCCGUCAUAGCAUCGAGCAUCCCUAAGUGCGCCGGCUGCGAGAAACCCAUCCUGGACCGGUUCAUCCUCAAGGUGCUGGAGCGGUCGUGGCAUGCGCGCUGCCUCAAGUGCGCCGACUGCCAGGCGCAGCUGGCCAACAAGUGCUUCGCUCGCAACGGGCACGUCUACUGCAAGGACGACUUCUUCAAGCGAUACGGCACCAAGUGCGCUGGCUGUGAGCUGGGCAUUCCGCCGACGCAAGUGGUGCGCCGCGCGCAGGACAACGUGUACCACUUGCACUGCUUCGCCUGCAUCCUGUGCAAGCGGCAGCUGAACACGGGCGACGAGUUCUACCUCAUGGAAGACAACAAGCUGGUCUGCAAGGCCGACUACGAAGCGGCCAAGGCGCGCGAGGGCUCCAGCAAGCGGCCGCGCACCACCAUCACGGCCAAGCAGCUGGAGACGCUCAAGAGCGCCUACAACAACAGCCCCAAGCCGGCGCGCCACGUGCGCGAGCAGUUGUCGCAAGACACUGGGCUCGACAUGCGCGUCGUGCAGGUCUGGUUCCAGAACCGGCGCGCAAAGGAGAAGCGCCUCAAGAAGGACGCCGGCAAGACCCGCUGGGGAGACUUCUUCCGCUCCUCGUCCGGCGCCACCAUCAAGCGAGACGUCAAAGACCACCCAGAGGACUCUGAGCCGUUCGGGCUGACCGGCAGCGACCCUGAGGGCUCCCCGGGCCAGCAGUCGGGCCACAGCGGCGCCUCGUCCUACUUCCCGGCCAGUCCCGGAGGUCAGCUGGGGCCCCACUUCGGCCUUCCCAGCGACCAGUUCCCGGGUCGCGGAGACGACACCUACGGCGAGUUCCCGCCCAGCCCAGCCUCGUGGCUUGAGGACAUGGACAGCACGCCUUCGUCGGCGAACUUCUGAGCCCCGCAGGACCGUGUAGCGGGGUUAACCCAAGCGCGCGCUAUCGGCGCGGUUCACGCUCUCCCCCGGUUUCGUUGUUCUGCUGCUGGCGGCCGCGCAGCAGUCGGCGCAGUCGCGAGGUCCUGCGCUCAAGGCGACAGUAUACCAAGGAGCGUGCGGGCGGCCCUGAGCACUGUCCCCUGCUGCUGAUGCUGCCAGUGUCAUGCUCACGACGUGGGCAGGGUGCGGUCAAUCUUACUCUGAAAACUCUCGAGGUAGCAAUUUCAAUCAGAGCUUAACUGUCCGCAGCCAGGGCCACUGUAUGCGACUCUGGCACGGCCUCGUUGUAAAGUAUUUGUGCGUGUCGCAGAAGCAGUUUGCGUGAUGAAUACCUGGCGAAGGGCACACUCAGGUACCGAGAAGUGAACACGUAUAUAGGAUGGACGCGCCUCUGACUAGGGCCCGUUCAGCGAAAUUCUUUUUCGUUAACAAGACACCUAAGAAGAAGAAAAGAUAGAAUGUUUGUUACCUUUCAUGACACUGUUUUCUUUUGCUCACUUUCAUCUUUCAAUUCUCUAUAAAGAGCGCUGCCUUCUCUAGCGCAGCUACGAGAAUAGGCAAAAGGAAAGAAUCUCACUUGUUGUAAAAUUUAGCUCGCUUUUAUGAAAUGCAUGUUGGAUGUUGCAUGUAAGCACCGGCCAACCCACUUGAGUGCACGAACAGACAUACACGACCGGGCAACUGCAACGCUCAAUUCUGUUGUACGCUGUUCCUGUAGCAGGUGCGUCGUACUUGUCGAUCCGCAUAUUCUUAUCUUGAAUGUGUCUGACCAACUUGUAAACGUUUUCCGCGCCGUACCACGGGGGGGGGGGGGGGGGGGUCAUUCUGUAAAUGUACCUAGUGGACAUGCCCAUUUUGUCUGCUGUUGAAGUUCUGAUUGGUUGGGCUGGGGUUCGCGUCAGAAGGAGCCAGGCGCCCCCAGCCAAUCACCAAUUCAGUAGCAGACGAAAUGGACAUGUCCACUAAACCGGACACUUACAGAACAACAGACACUUUCUGUUUUCUUUUUUUAUUAUGGUAGCAUGGAGCGGAUGAAAAGAAAUCUUACGGGUUGGCAUCUCUUGAAUUGUCACAGACGCAAGAGAUACAAUGAUGGCCAGACUAAGUAAGUUCGGUCAGUUAAAAGCGCACUUAAUCUUUAAAUGCUAGCUCUGCGGUUUUCAAUUCACUUUAGUUCUAUACAAAAUUACUGAUCCGAUGGGAUGCUGUUAUCUCCUGCGCUCUCGACUCAAUAAACCAGUGUUGCGGCUU
This is a messenger RNA of Dermacentor andersoni, 2516 nucleotides long. It is a transcript of the gene Lim3, whose product is annotated as Lim3 homeobox protein. The record is from RefSeq and is a predicted model, not a curated record. Gene Ontology annotation, biological process: regulation of transcription by RNA polymerase II; neuron differentiation. Gene Ontology annotation, cellular component: nucleus. Gene Ontology annotation, molecular function: zinc ion binding; DNA-binding transcription factor activity, RNA polymerase II-specific; RNA polymerase II transcription regulatory region sequence-specific DNA binding. Lineage: Eukaryota; Metazoa; Arthropoda; Arachnida; Ixodida; Ixodidae.